AUGAGCCUUUCACCAGCAUCACCCGCCAAACCAAAGCUGACAGAAAUCAUCAGGCUGGUUCCUCUCUGCUUCAGGAUUCUGAUGAAAAAUAUUGCUGGAUAUUUUGCAAGAAGUUUCUUUAAGCCUUUCCUGUUCUUCCUAAAUACUAUUGCAUGCCUGAAGAAAGGAAGUUUGGGGCAGUCCCAGUCAGUCAGCCAGCCAGCCAGACUUCUAUCUUUAAUACAGUCAGGUUUUGGUCCCUUUAGACAAUACCUGGUUAAUUCUAGCUGGGAAGCAGUGAAGGAGCUGUCCAAGAGAGGCCUUGGUAAAAACGUAGAUCUCCACAUCAUGCAGCUGCCGGUGGUUUACCAAAAAGCAAAGGAGCAAGUCUUCAAGAUAUGGACAACUCUUCAGCCGCUGCUUACUGUUCACGUUGGGCUGGCUUCCUCCGCCAAAGCACUCAUCAUCCUUGAGCAGUGUGGGAAGAACAAAGGCUACCAAGAGAUGGAUGCUUGUGGUUUUCACCCAGAAGGUGGCUGUUGCAUGCUAGAUGGCCCGGAAAAGAUUGAAUCUACAAUUAAUAUGAAGACUCUCUGGAAAAACAUUUCAGUGGAAGGGAUUGAUAUCAUCUUUUCCAGAGAUGCGGGAAGGUACAUCUGUGAUUACACCUACUACACUUCUCUGUAUUACGGCAAUGGAAGAGCAGCUUUCAUCCAUGUGCCUCCACUAUCCAGCUCAGUAACAGCAGAACUUCUAGGAAAAGCAUUACAGACAAUUAUCUUAGAAAUGUUAAAACAGUGUGGGGAAGAAAGAGAGUAA
This is a messenger RNA of Gymnogyps californianus (California condor), 798 nucleotides long. RefSeq names its product pyroglutamyl-peptidase I like (gene PGPEP1L). Gene Ontology annotation, cellular component: cytosol. Bases 1 to 798 code for a protein of 265 amino acids. Gene Ontology annotation, biological process: proteolysis. The record is from RefSeq and is a predicted model, not a curated record. Gene Ontology annotation, molecular function: pyroglutamyl-peptidase activity. The transcript has 6 exons. NCBI's taxonomy places the organism in Eukaryota, Metazoa, Chordata, Aves, Accipitriformes, Cathartidae.